This is a messenger RNA of Ceratotherium simum simum (southern white rhinoceros), 658 nucleotides long. RefSeq names its product DMRT like family C1B (gene DMRTC1B). Gene Ontology annotation, molecular function: sequence-specific DNA binding. Gene Ontology annotation, cellular component: nucleus. NCBI's taxonomy places the organism in Eukaryota, Metazoa, Chordata, Mammalia, Perissodactyla, Rhinocerotidae. The record is from RefSeq and is a predicted model, not a curated record. Gene Ontology annotation, biological process: regulation of DNA-templated transcription.
AUGGAUCCCAAUGAAAUGCCUGCUAUGCCCUGCUGCCCCUCCGACUCCACCAAAGGGCUUGAGACUGGAGCCACAUGGGGGAUUGAACUUGGCCCCAGAAGAGCUAUAAGUCGUUGUGCCCGCUGCCACAACCAUGGCAUCACUGACCAAGUCAAGGACCACGAGCACUUCUGCCUCUUCCGGGCCUGCGAGUGUCACAAGUGUGUCCUCUUCUCGGAACACUGCACGAUCUUGCCUGCUGAGAGUGCCUUGGAGAGGGAGCAGGGGGCACACCUAAAGAGGCACCUGGCUCAAGGACUGAUAAGGAGUGCGGCCGCCCCUUCCAAAGCUCACAGCCAUGCCAAGAAGUUGGCCAUCCAAGGAGGAGUCCUCAGCAAGCUCCCAAGGGACUCUGCUGAUUGGUCAGGCCCCAGAAUUUUUGUGUCUGCCCUAGACUCCAGCACCCUUGAAGAAGCAACUAACAAUUUCACUUUCCAGGGAGCCCCACAGGCCCCCUAUCCUGCCCAGCACGCACCCAAAGCUUCUGACCAGGCCUUGGGUUCUACCUCCUCAGAGUGGCGGCGGAAGCUGGAGGCGGCUGAGGCUCUGCUGACUCUGAGAUACUCUUCGCAGGACCCUUCUGGCUCCAUCUCCCUGCUGCAGCCCUGUGCUGUGUCAG